CAUCCUCUUCUCUCGUGUAGCCUACAGGCUCUCUCCUUCACUCACAAACUCCAGGACGGUGCCGGGGUCAGGGGCUGGGCCAUGUCCCCCCGUUCCACCACCCUCCUGGGCCUGGUGCUCUGUCUGGGUCACACGAUGCACACACAGGCGGGGACCCUGCCCAGUCGCUCCACCAGGGCUGAGCCCGACUCUGUAAGCCCCCAGGGGUGGCCUGUGACCAUUGUGUUCAGGGGCCCUGCUGGGGCUGAGGAAUUCCGUCUGGAGAGGAAGGAAGAUAGGAAUGACUUCAAGGAUGAGAAAACUGUGUUUCAAAUUGGUCCACACCAGACAGAGGCCAGAUUUGGCAUCACCGCUGUGAGUAGAGACGCUGCCCAGCAUUAUCAGUGCCUCUAUUGAAAAGGUAAUCACUGGUCUGAGCCCAGUGAGCCCCUGGACCUGGCGGUGACAGAAGAGAUCAGACAUGGGGAUUCUUGUGUUUGGCGUGGGAACCCAGAAGGAGGCCUGCCGACAGAGCAUCUUUAUAUUCUCAUUGGGGUCCCUGUGGCCUUUCUCCUUUGUCUCCUUCUCCUGGGCCUUUUCCUCCUCCAUCGUCGGCACGAGAGAAAACGGGGGCCCCCAAGAAGCAAAGGUGAGGAGCAGAGGCCCCAGGAGAGGCUCAGCCCCGCUGUUGACGUCGCAGAUGAGACACCAGAUCUGGCCACUGUCGACAGACUUCCUGAGAAGAGUGGGGAAGUGGACACCUCAGCCUCUGCUGCAAGAGGCCCCCAGGAGGUGAUAUAUGCCCAGCUGGACCACCCGGCCUUCACACAGAGGGUGGCCAGAGCUGUGUCCCCACUGUCCACAGAGCCCACAGCCAAGUCCAGCAUGUAUGCAGUCCUUGCCAGAAACUGACCCCAGGCCCACCUGGCCUCUGCACUAAAGACACAGGAAGGCACUCUUGCAAAAGCCUGCAGUGGACAUUUGGAGGGUUUCCCUGUGGGAUCGGCCCUUCCUGAAGUCAUCCGGUCAAUUCUCCUGCUGGCAAGAGCUGGAGUCCUGAGACCCCCCAAUCAACUUCUAGGAGAGUCAUUCACCAUGUGGCCCCUCCCACAAUCAACUAGCUCCUUGGAGAGGACGUGUAGCACUUGUUUCAGAGACUCAGCUGUGGCCCCUUGGAAGUUUCCAGAGAACCAGCUAUAGUGCUUGGCUGUUUCCAGAGACCCAGCUGCAGUCUCUUGGCUGUUUCUAGAGACCCAGCUAUGGUCCUACAGUCGCCCAGCUGAGUCCAGACACGUCCUGUGAAUCCUCCCCUGCCCCCAGAGACCUGUUUUGUCUUCUCAGCUGACUGUACGAACCUUCCUAGAGUUCAGUUGUUGAUCUUGAAUCUGGCCUACACUUAUGCAGCUCAUUGCUGAUACCCUGUUUUCUGGAUCAUGCUUCACGUUGUUCAUCAAUAAAUGUCCUCACAGGCC
Messenger RNA from Lagenorhynchus albirostris (white-beaked dolphin), 1451 nucleotides. RefSeq names its product leukocyte associated immunoglobulin like receptor 1 (gene LAIR1). Lineage: Eukaryota; Metazoa; Chordata; Mammalia; Artiodactyla; Delphinidae. The record is from RefSeq and is a predicted model, not a curated record. The transcript has 9 exons.